AUGACUGGUGCUGUAUAUCAAAUGGGUUCCGGAACAUUAGCAGUUCCCAUGAAACUGUUUAAAGAUAAUAGAAAUCGUGUUGUAGAGAAAUUUAAAAAUAUUAACUCACUAGAUAAUUUUGCAUACAUAUUUUUGCGUGGUGGCACUAAUACUAGUUUUAAUGAUACUGAUCAAAAAUAUAUAUUUCGUCAAGAAUCAUAUUUUCAGUAUAUGUUUGGUGUUAAAGAACCAGAGUGUUAUGGAGCAAUUAAUGCCAAAACUGGUCGAUCAACAUUAUUCGUUCCAAGAUUACCAGCUGAAUAUGCUGUUUGGCAAGGACGAAUUUAUACAUUAGAUGAUUUUAAAAAACAUUAUGAAGUUGAUGAAGUCUAUUAUACUGAUAAUAUGGAAAAAUUCUUUCAUUCCAUGAAUACUUCACUUAUUUUAACAUUAUUUGGAACAAAUUCUGAUUCUGGUUUACAAAGUGAACCAGCUUCAUUCCCGGGAAUCGAAAAAUUCAAAGUAAAUUCGGAAAUGUUAUAUCCAAUAAUUGCUGAAUGUCGAGUAUUGAAAUCUCCAGAUGAAUUGGAAGUUUUAAGAUAUGUAGCAAAAGUUUCAUGUGAUGCUCAUAAACGUAUAAUGAAAAUGAUUAGAGCUGGUAUGAUGGAAUAUGAAGCUGAAAGUGAAUUUUUGCAUUAUUGUUAUAAAUAUGGUGGAUGCAGACAUCCAUCAUAUGUAUGUAUAUGUCCUUCUGGCGCUAAUUCAGCAACUUUACAUUAUGGACAUGCUAAUGCACCAAACAAUCGUAGAAUUGAAGAUGGCGAUAUGUGUUUAUUUGAUAUGGGAGCGAAUUAUGCUGGUUAUUCAUCUGAUAUAACAUGUAGUUUUCCGGUAAAUGGAAAAUUUACUGAAAAACAAAAAUUUAUAUAUAAUGCUGUGUUAGAUGCUAGAAAUGCAGUUAUGUCAACUGCCCGUGAUGGUAUUUCAUGGGUUGAUAUGCACCGAUUAGCAUGUAAAACUAUUUUGCAACGUCUUAAGGAAGGUGGGGUAUUAAAAGGUGAUGUUGAUGAAAUGAUGAAAAGUGGAUUACAUGCCAUUUUUAUGCCACAUGGAUUAGGUCAUUUGAUUGGUGUUGAUGUACAUGAUGUUGGUGGAUAUUUAGCUGGACAACCGGAACGGCCUGUUGAACCUGGUUUCGAUAAAUUAAGAUUUGCCAGAAUUCUUAAAGCGGGAAUGUAUAUAACAAUUGAACCAGGCUGUUAUUUUAUUGAAAUUCUAAUGAAUAAAGCAAUUGAAGAUAAAAAUUUAAAUAAAUUUAUUAAUGUUGAAAAAUUUGAAGAAUUCCGUAAUUUUGGAGGUGUUCGUCUUGAAGAUGAUGUUUUAGUACGCGAAAAUGAUGUUGAGAACUUUUCCAUUGUUCCAAGAACCGUUGAAGAAAUAGAAGAGUUCAUGGCACGUUAA
Messenger RNA from Condylostylus longicornis, 1440 nucleotides. Its product is annotated as xaa-Pro dipeptidase-like. Gene Ontology annotation, molecular function: metalloaminopeptidase activity; manganese ion binding. NCBI's taxonomy places the organism in Eukaryota, Metazoa, Arthropoda, Insecta, Diptera, Dolichopodidae. The record is from RefSeq and is a predicted model, not a curated record. Bases 1 to 1440 code for a protein of 479 amino acids. The transcript has a single exon.